AUGGAAUUGGUGUCUGGAAAAGUAGUUCCAGGUUGCUCCAACGCAGACAAUCCUUUUCAUGAGUGUACUUCUCUCUGUAUCCAGAGAUUAAACUCCGGAAAUGUCCAAAAGAAGGAGAAGAAACUCUUUGGUUUUGGUAAGAGAACUCCAAGCAGGGACACGCCUCCAGGCAGUCCCGCUACUGGAAGCAGAUCACCUCUGCACAGCUACUUCGCCAAGAAGAAGGUUGAACCAGAGAAUUCACCUUCCUCCAAUGAGCACACCAAUGGGAUCUUCUUCAGCCAUCUUUCCCUGCUAAAUGGACCCCCGUCCCAACUCAAGAAGGAGCCUGCAAACAAUGUGGAAUCGCUCCUCAUGUCGCCUUCUCUGGCUGGAUAUUCAGGGGGAGACUAUUUUCCAAGAAGGACUGAUCAGCGUGGAGGUGAGGAUGAUGACAUGUCACCAAGGCCCUUGGGAGCUCAGCCUAAGACCCCUGAACACCCUCUAAGGACUCCUCAGCAUAUGCCCCGCACACCUCAACACCGCUCUGAUAAUAGACCAUGGCUGCACCAAGAUGACCAUUCUUCACUAGCAACUAGGCCUAGGACUCCUCAACGACGGUCCAACAACUCUGAUACUAGGCCGAGGACUAGGCCCAUGACCCCAGAGCCUCGGCCUACCUACUUUGAACCAUUGUCAACAACUCCAAAACUGCGGUCCAAGACGCCUGAGCCCAGUCCUAGGAUCCCACAAACUCAGCCCAUAUCCCACAGAUCCCUUGACAGUGUUGAUCUUCCAACAGUUGAAACAAGGCCAAGAAUACAUGAAAGCAGGCUGAAUAAUGCGGUCUAUAGAGAAAGGUCACCUGGUCACAGAGAAAAUAACUCACAAACAUCCUUUAAAAUGGGUCAGAUAUCAUCUCAUCAAGCCUACAAAUAUCUUGGGAACAAAGCUGAAUCGGUCUACCUUGACAAGGACGAUGAAUCAGUUGUUCUCUAUCCAGAACUUAUUUUAUCACCUCAAGAGAGGCCACACUCUAAACCCAUUACGCCUAGUCGCCGCGGAUAUGAAACACCCUCAAAACAGGAAGAACAUUUUGAUCAACUGGAUGAGUUAGCAAGCUCAGAUGAUGAUACAUUUUCAUUUGUGGAUGAUCACGACUAUAACUCUUUACGGUUUUAUCCUGAAAUCACACCGAAAUCUGGAAGCAACACGCCCAUUCAUCACAAAUCCGGUAAAUCACGGAGCGAACAAGAUACGCAAAACAAGCAGCCUCCAGAUGAAUCAGAAGACUUCAGUCUCUCAGAAAUCUCCCGCAUGAAAGGAAUAAUAGUUAAGAAGAAUGUAACAAGGGACGAGAAGACGUCCAUUCUAUCUGAGUCUUACGUUUCGGUGGGAGACUACAAGGUCAGAGCGAGCGUGUCGGCCACUCUUGAGCUCAUCCUCGAAAAGCACGGUGACAUUGCAUCCGCUUCGAAGCUACAUUCGCUUGCCACGCGAUCCUACUACCUCGACCUGCUUGCCUCCGUGGUCCUCGAACUCCAGAGCACACCCCUGAAGCAUCUCAAGGAGAGCCGCGUGGCGGAAAUGCUAGCGAUUGUUAAAGAUGUUGAGUCCGUGAAAAUCAAAGCAAGUUGGCUUAAGCCCGUCCUCGAGGAAAUAGUCGAGGCGGUGAAGCAUUACGAUCAGCACAAGAUGAGCAUAACUGAGAAGGAGGUGUGGGAGGGGGAUGUGUUGCUUGCGAGACAAGAAAUGGAGAAACAGUGGAAAGAGCUGAGGGAGAAGGAGAAGAAGUUGAAGGAGUUGAGAGAGAGAAUGACGGAGAUGGCUGGGAAGAUGGGUAAACUCGAUAUGAGAAGAGCCAGGCUCGACAACAGCUUGGCCUUUCUGAGUUCCAAGGUCGACAAAUUUCAGGGAAAAUCUCUUCUUCAAGGCAUCCUGUGA
Microthlaspi erraticum is the source of this 1923-nucleotide messenger RNA. NCBI's taxonomy places the organism in Eukaryota, Viridiplantae, Streptophyta, Magnoliopsida, Brassicales, Brassicaceae. The record is from the annotation of a GenBank genome assembly.